Hibiscus syriacus is the source of this 962-nucleotide messenger RNA. Its product is annotated as ethylene-responsive transcription factor CRF5-like. The transcript has a single exon. The record is from RefSeq and is a predicted model, not a curated record. Gene Ontology annotation, molecular function: DNA binding; DNA-binding transcription factor activity. NCBI's taxonomy places the organism in Eukaryota, Viridiplantae, Streptophyta, Magnoliopsida, Malvales, Malvaceae. Gene Ontology annotation, biological process: regulation of DNA-templated transcription. Bases 80 to 922 code for a protein of 280 amino acids.
CUCCGCCAUAGUUAAAGCUUUAGUUUUUUUUUCCUCUCUGCAGAUUCAAAAUCCCAUCUUUGAUGUUAAAUAUUUGGAUAUGAAUCAAGAAAGUUCGUUCUCUGUGAAAUACACAGAGAAAACAACAGUUACUAACAAGCUAGUGAAGCAGUCGAGCUACUGGUUUUACCCUAAGGUGGUUAGGAUUUAUGUCACCGACGGCGACGCCACAGAUUCUUCCGGCGACGAAAGUGAAAAGGAGAUAAUACAGAAAGUGAAAAGGCAUGUGAGUGAGAUCAGGAUCCGAGAUUGUUCUACAUUCAACAAGCAACACAGACCAACGAACAACAAGACCAAUCUUGUAAAUAUGAGAUCAAAGAAGCAGCAACAAUGUUUGUCCAACUGUGUCAAGUACCGUGGGGUCCGAAAGAGGCCAUGGGGAAGAUGGGCGGCUGAGAUAAGAGACCCAACGAGUCGAACCAGGGUCUGGCUCGGGACUUACGACACUGCUGAAGAAGCUGCCUUGGUCUAUGACAGAGCAGCGGUUCGACUCAAAGGUCCUGAUGCUCUUACAAACUUUGUAAAGCCUCCUCCUUCACGACAGCCGGAGAUUGAACUUGAAAUGAUUUCUGGGUAUGAUUCUGGCCAAGAAUUUCGCUCCCUGUGUUCACCUACUUCUGUUCUCAGAUUUCAGCCCAACGAAGAAGAAGCUGAACUUCAAACCGAGUGGAAAGAUAAAUCUUUUCAACUUUGUGAUGAGUAUGUGUUAACAGAUGCAGGGGUUUUAUAUGAUUACUUUGAUUAUGAAAACCCUGAACCGAUAUUGCUAGAUGAAAUGAGGUUACUGGAAGAGAGUAGAUUGGAACAGGGUUAUGCUGAUAUGUCCAUUAAAUUGGAUGUGGAUUUCGAGUCUUACUCGUGGGAUGUCGAUAAUUACUAUUAAGAUCAGUCUAGUUUUGCCUGGGAAAUUUGGAUACAUUUUU